Ascochyta rabiei is the source of this 276-nucleotide messenger RNA. RefSeq lists its product as uncharacterized. Lineage: Eukaryota; Fungi; Ascomycota; Dothideomycetes; Pleosporales; Didymellaceae. The transcript has a single exon. The record is from RefSeq and is a predicted model, not a curated record. The coding region runs from base 1 to 276 and encodes 91 amino acids.
AUGAAAUUGCCCACUCUUCUUACGUCCGCCUUCGUGGCCGCUGCCAUGGCAGCUCCUACUAUCAGUCCUGGCUCUACGGUUGCUACUGAGGCUCGCUGGGACUACGGCAGCUCGAACGACAAGCGAAACCCGGUCAAAACCGCAGCCGAGUGGGAUUUUGGCAGUACUGGGAACGAGAGAGACGUGGUAGACACAGAUUGGGACCAUGGCAAGAAGAAAGGCGAGAUGUUGUCACCCCCCUUAGCUGUCGCACUGCUGAUAUGGUCGGCGCUGUAG